UUGCAGCUCGUAGCACUCCACCCUUGGUCUCGAGUCUAGUCCUAGCCAGCUCCUUCGCCGGCGGGGCGAGGCGAGGCGACGCCCAGCUCAUCUCAUCUUCCCCAUCUAUAUAAGCGCGCGCGCGCCCGCCUCUCUCCUCACUUAAGGCACGCCGAGUGUUAGCUACAGGGAGGGAGAGUGUGUGUGUGAGGGCAGCGGCAAGUGCAAGCAUCAAUUAAGGACAGGCAGAGGAAGAAGAGCUAGUUAAGAGUCCAAGAGAGGGAGACAGGCAGCUCCUAUAGUAGAUGGCAAUGAGGUCGAGGGGGCUGCAGCUGCGGUCGCGGCGGGAGAGCUUGCUCGUCGUCGUCGUCGUCGUCGUCGGCGUGCUGCUGCUGCUGGCGACGGCGGCGCCGCGCGUCGCGGCGGCGGGGCUGAGCCGGAACUACUACGCCAAGACGUGCCCCAACGUGGAGGCGCUGGUCCGCGGCGCCGUGACCCAGAAGCUUCAGGAGACCUUCAACGCCGCGCCCGGCACCCUCCGCCUCUUCUUCCACGACUGCUUCGUCAGGGGGUGCGACGCCUCGGUGCUCAUCUCCGGGCCUGGCGACGAGCACAGCGCGGGCGCGGACACGACGCUGUCGCCGGACGCGCUGGACCUCAUCACGCGCGCCAAGGCCGCCGUGGACGCCGACGCCGGCUGCUCCAACAAGGUCUCCUGCGCCGACAUCCUCGCGCUCGCCACCCGCGACGUCGUCCAGCAGGCGGGAGGGCCGUCGUACCCGGUGGAGCUGGGGCGGCUGGACGGCAAGGUGGGCACGCGCGCCGUCGUGAAGCACAGCCUCCCCGGCGCCGGCUUCUCCCUGGACCAGCUCAACAAGCUCUUCGCCGCCAACGGCCUCACCCAGACCGACAUGAUCGCCCUCUCAGGGGGGCACACGAUCGGGGUGACGCACUGCGACAAGUUCGUGCGGCGGCUGUACACCUUCAAGGGGGCGCGGCCGCAGUACAGCCCGCCGAUGAACCUGGCGUUCCUGCGGCAGAUGCGGGGGACGUGCCCGCUCAACUACAGCCCGGCCACGGUGGCCAUGCUGGACGCCGUCACGCCCAACAGGUUCGACAACGGCUACUACCAGACGCUGCAGCAGCAGAAGGGCCUGCUGUCGUCGGACCAGGUGCUCUUCGCCGACCGCCGCUCCCGGGCCACCGUCAACCACUUCGCGUCCAACCAGACCGCCUUCUUCGACGCCUUCGUCGCCGCUAUGGCCAAGCUCGGCCGCAUCGGGGUCAAGACCGCUGGCUCCGACGCCGAGAUCCGCCGGGUCUGCACCAAGGUCAACUAACGUGGUUGCUUAGCUCUAAGCUGCCGUGGUAGUAGCACCACACGUACAUUCAGUAGAGAGGGUAAAAUGGAUGGAUGGAUGGGCCGAUCGAUUCUGUCAUGUGUCUCUCCUCUUCUCUUCUUCCUGCCCAUGCGCGCCCCAUAUGCUCGCACAUGCCAUAUUGUCAUAGCCGAUUUGUUCCAGCCCGAUUCUUUUCUUCACCAUGUAAUAAAGCAUAUAAAUGCCGUGGGAUAGGAGGCACGCACAGUUACAUCCAUGUAAAUGUUACACUUGGUCCGGUUAAUCAACAAGUAUACUAUCCCAUAUGAAUGAAUGGAGUUAUUUUU
Triticum dicoccoides is the source of this 1645-nucleotide messenger RNA. RefSeq names its product peroxidase 16-like. The transcript is spliced from 4 exons. The record is from RefSeq and is a predicted model, not a curated record. Gene Ontology annotation, molecular function: heme binding; peroxidase activity. Gene Ontology annotation, biological process: response to oxidative stress; hydrogen peroxide catabolic process. Lineage: Eukaryota; Viridiplantae; Streptophyta; Magnoliopsida; Poales; Poaceae. The coding region runs from base 285 to 1319 and encodes 344 amino acids.